Messenger RNA from Pteropus alecto (black flying fox), 1317 nucleotides. It is a transcript of the gene ELOVL3, whose product is annotated as ELOVL fatty acid elongase 3. Gene Ontology annotation, biological process: fatty acid elongation, saturated fatty acid; fatty acid elongation, monounsaturated fatty acid; sphingolipid biosynthetic process. The record is from RefSeq and is a predicted model, not a curated record. Bases 233 to 1045 code for a protein of 270 amino acids. Lineage: Eukaryota; Metazoa; Chordata; Mammalia; Chiroptera; Pteropodidae. The transcript has 4 exons. Gene Ontology annotation, molecular function: fatty acid elongase activity. Gene Ontology annotation, cellular component: endoplasmic reticulum; endoplasmic reticulum membrane.
GCCAUCUGGACCUGUCGCUUUGAGAUUCUGCGUUAUCUACAGCAGUGGCCGCGGCGGUGGAAUGGUGCAGGACUGUAGCGCAUGUGCCUGAGUCUGACGCUCCUCGACUUUCCGCGGAGUUCUUCGGUUCCUGCCCGUUCCGUCCUACCCCAGGGUUCGCUCCAUCUUCCGUCCCCAAGUCUCUCGCUCAGCUCCCCAAGCUCCCAACCAACCUUGACAUCUGCAGAACGAAAUGGGCACAGUCAUGAACGGCUCAGACAGAACAGAGUACCUGCUUCAGCCCUACAACUUCGAGCUAUUUUCGAACUUAAGCCUCUUUUUGGAGGAGUACUGGUCAAUCUCAAUUCCGAUAGCUCUGAUCUACUUGCUGCUCAUCUUUGUGGGGCAGAACUACAUGAAGGCACAGAAGGGCUUCAACCUGCAGGGGCCUCUCAUCCUUUGGUCCUUCUGCCUUGCAAUCUUCAGUAUCGUGGGAGCAGUGAGGACAUGGGGCUAUAUGGGGAUGCUGGUACAUAGGAGAGGCCUAAAGGAUACUAUGUGCUUCUCCAGUUUCACCACCGAUCCUGUAGUCCGAUUCUGGUCCUCUGUCUUUGUUCUCAGCAAGAUCAUUGAAUUUGGAGACACGGCCUUCAUCAUCCUGCGUAAGCGGCCACUCAUCUUUGUGCACUGGUACCACCACAGCACAGUACUAGUGUUCUCGAGCAUUGCAUUCAAGUACAAGAUAAAUGCAGGUGGCUGGUUCAUGACCCUCAACUUUGGUGUGCAUUCCAUCAUGUACACCUACUACGCUCUGAAGGCUGCCAAAGUGAAGUUAUCCUGGUGGUUUCCCAGGCUCAUCACCACCCUGCAGAUCCUACAGAUGUUUAUAGGAGUCACUGUCAUCAGCCUUUCUUACAUCUGGAGACAGGAACAGGGAUGCCACACCACAAUGGACCUCUUCUUCUGGUCCUUCCUCAUUUAUAUAAGUUAUUUAAUCCUCUUUUCCAUUUUCUUCUACCAAGCCUACAUAAUGCCCAAGGUCAAAGCCAAGACCAAGAGGGAGUAAAGUGUUGGAGAAAAAGAAGAAGCCCCAGGCUCUCUACUCCCCAGGGUACUGAGGGGAUGGGCUUAGUUUUGGGAGAAUGAUUACAAUGCCUUUCCUGCAUGGUUUCCCCACAGGAUGUGUGCCUCAAGGUGGCAGGAAGUUAUGACAGACAAGAAACACCACCCUGGGAGGGGAAUGUGAUCUAGUACUUUUAUUAUAUUUCUAUUUUUAAUGUGAAGGCCAAGCAGUCACUAGGGUGGAAGUGGGACUGAGAAGGAUUCCCAGAGCUAGGU